AUGUUCUUUGGAAUCGCGUCUGCACCAGUAAUAUGGCAGAGGACUAUGGAACAGAUUCUGCAAGGAAUACCAUCAGUCCAAUGCAUCCUAGAUGACAUGAUAAUAACUGGUAAGGACAAUACCGAACAUUUUAACAAUCUGGAWAGUGUGUUGAGCCGUCUGCAACAGUACCAACUCAAGGUCAACCUAGACAAAUGCCAGUUCUUCCAAGAURAGAUCGAAUACUGUGGACACAAGAUAGACAAGCACGGCAUACACAAGACAGAAAAGAAGAUUAAAGCAGUGCGUGAUACUCCAGGACCCAAGAACGUAACUCAGCUUCGCGCAUUCAUUGGCCUCGUAAAUUAUUACCACAGAUUCCUACCAGACCUAGCCUCGGUAAUGAGACCACUCCACCAGCUACUGGAACAAGAGUAUAGGAACACUAAGCGACACACUAACGCUCACGCCCUUUCAAGACUACCGUUCGAAGUAACCCCAGAGGAUCAAAAGGAAGAACCUGUUGACAUUUUUCACUUAAGUCAGUUUGAACAGUUACCAGUGACAAGUGCAACAAUCAGACGAGAGAUAACAAGAGACAAGAUCUUAAGUAGAGUCUGUGAACAGACCAUGUCUGGAUGGUCAACUAAGCCAGACGACAAGGUACUACUGGCGUACUACAAUCGUCGAGAUGAAAUCACAACGUAUCAGGGAUGUCUCAUGUGGGGAAUACGAGUAAUCAUUCCAGACACCCUGAGGAAACAAGUACUAGAGGUCAUCCAUUCAACACACCUAGGCGUAGUGAAAAUGAAAGCCCUCGCUAGAAGUCACAUCUGGUGGCCAGGAAUCGACUCCGAAAUUGAACAGAUAACCAAAACCUGCUCUGGUUGUAACAAAGUAGGAAACAACCCAACAAAGGUCCACCCGUGGGAACUCAUCCAUAUCGAUUUUGCUGGACCAUUUAUGAACAAACAGUUUUUGAUUAUAGUCGACGCACACUCUAAAUGGCCAGAGGUGUUUCCAAUGAACAAGAUCACAGCAACAAGCACUAUUGAGGUAUUCGCAAGAAAAGGCGUACCACAGCAGCUCGUUUCCGACAACGGACCGCAAUUCAUGUCAGAGGAAUUUCAAGCAUUCAUGAAGAGCAAUGGAAUUCACCAUUUUAGAUCAGCACCGUUCCAUCCUGCAASGAAUGGACAAGCAGAAAGAUUCGUGCAAACCUUCAAACAGAGUAUGAAGGCAAUGAAAUCAGAAUUAGCCUCUUUAAACAAGAAGAUAGCAAAUUUCCUACUGAUGUACCGCAACACACCUCAUGCUACCACUAACAAAACACCUGCCAAAAUGUUCCUUAGUCGAAACAUACGUUCCCGUCUGGAUUUGAAGAAGCCAGAUGUAAAAAGCACAGUGCAGCAGAAACAAAUGAAGAAAGCACUCGAGAAGAAGACACCUAUACGCUUGUUUGAUAAUGGACAGCCAGUGACAGUUCGAGACUACAGAGRACAAGACAAGUGGGUUAAUGGAACCAUCAACACACAACUAGAACCAUUGAUGUAUGAAGUCAAAACAGAAGCUGGAAGUUAUUGGAGAAGGCACACAGACCAAAUCCAAGAAAGGAAGCAUGAUGAAAAUCAUAGCGACCCUCAACCAAGACCAGCAAAAGAUAGCUGUCAUUUGUGA
Molecule: messenger RNA, 1656 nt
Organism: Actinia tenebrosa (Australian red waratah sea anemone)
Lineage: Eukaryota; Metazoa; Cnidaria; Anthozoa; Actiniaria; Actiniidae
Source: RefSeq, a predicted model, not a curated record